UUUGCUUCUUCUCCGAUCACUUUCUCCAAUGGAAAUCCAAGCUUCGAGCAGUGGAACUUCAUCUCAGUCUCAGCAACCGUCGCUUAACGAUUGCCUGAAGCUCCUGAGAGGUGAGAGAGACGAGCAGCGUUUAGCCGGCCUACUUCUGGUAACAAAGUUCUGCAGUAAGGAUGACCACGGUGCCAUUCAGAAGGUAUACGACGCCGUUGGGGCUCAAUUCCUCCACCGCCUCUUGCGGACUGGGAUGGGGAAAGGAGAAGCAGACGGUGGUCGAAAGGAGAAUCGUGAUGCUUACUUGCAGUUAUCUAUCACCGUGUUAUCAGCAUUUUGUAGGGUUCCAGAGAUUGCAGCCUCGGAGGAUGUGGUUACGAAGAUACCUCUCAUCCUGGAGGUUAUGUCCCAAGAGUAUGGUUUCAAUAUACCUGUUGCUAUGUGUGUCAUAACUUUCAUGAUUGCUAGUAGCAAUGCUUAA
Molecule: messenger RNA, 472 nt
Organism: Ipomoea nil (Japanese morning glory)
Lineage: Eukaryota; Viridiplantae; Streptophyta; Magnoliopsida; Solanales; Convolvulaceae
Product: neurochondrin-like
Exons: 4
Coding region: 29-472 (147 amino acids)
Source: RefSeq, a predicted model, not a curated record